AUGCCAUUGGUCUUUGCGAUUAUUGUCGCGGCGGCUUCGCAGUUCCUGGUUGGUUAUAAUACGGGUGUCAUGAACUCACCGUCCAAAGUUGUAUUCCCUGGACACUCGACCUUGUCGUGGUCGUUGGCAGUGGCGGCCUUUGCUGUGGGAGGCCCAUUCGGUGCCCUUGUGGGCGGCAAAAUGGCCGAUCAACGCGGACGUCGUGGUGCCCUCCUCAUUGAUACGUGGACUUUUUUACUUGGAGGUAUCAUUCAGGUCUUUGCGCUUGAUAUGGUCACAAUCAUAAUUUCGCGAUUGAUCAUUGGCUUCGCGAGUGGCUAUAGCUCGGUAUUGGUGCCGAUUUAUCUGGGGGAACUGGCUCCGCCAACCCUGCGUGGCAUGCUGGGCACGAUCACUCAGUUUGCCAUGGUCUUGGGCAUUCUAGUGUCCAACUUGUUGGCCUUCCCCCUUGCCACCGACGAUAAGUGGAGACUUUUGUUUGCGGUAACUCCGGCGAUUGCCAUUAGCCAACUUCUCUUGGCGCCUUUCUUAUUAGAAUCUCCUCGAUGGUUGCUGGGUCGGGAUUCGAAAUCACUAAAAGCUCGAUAUAUUAUCAAGCGUUUGCGAGGGUUGCGAUACGAUCACGAAGUGGAGACCGAAGUGGGCCAUUUUAUGAUGGGUGGUGUUGCCCAGCGUCAAGGGCAGACCUCUCAAAUCGCGGUUCUCCGGGAAAUGUGGGGACAGAGCAAAACGAGGCUUUUGCUUUGCUCCUCCCUGGUGUUGCAAAUGGCGCAGCAAUUCUCCGGAAUCAACGCGGUCUUUUACUACUCCACUGCUUUCUUUGAAGGAGUGAUUGAAGACCCUUUGGUGGGAACAACAAUUGUCGGUGCUGUUAAUGUCCUCGCAACAUAUGCUGUUUUGUUCCUGAUGGAUCGAUGUGGUCGAAAGACUUUGAUCUUGUGGUCGUCGGCUGGAAUGUUCUUUUCCUGUAUUGUCAUUGUUUUGUCGUUGCUCGGCCACCUGAGCAAUAUGUUUGCUCUAGUUGCCGUAAACGUCUACGUCAUUUUCUUCGAGUUCGGGCUUGGGCCAAUCCCGUGGCUGGUUGUGGCGGAAAUGUUUUCUGGACAAUACGUGGCUGCCGCAAUGGGUAUCAGUUCUCAAGUCAAUUGGGCUUGUAACUUCAUCGUUGGACUCAUCUUUCCCACAAUGAACGAAAAGCUUGGAGCGUAUUCUUUCGCGCCAUUUGCGGUAGUUUUGCUGCUGACCUUUGUGUUUGCCGCUACCAUAUUGCCCGAAACCCAGGGUAGCUCGCCAGAGGAGCUG
Messenger RNA from Phaeodactylum tricornutum CCAP 1055/1, 1302 nucleotides. RefSeq lists its product with no specific name. NCBI's taxonomy places the organism in Eukaryota, Bacillariophyta, Bacillariophyceae, Surirellales, Neidiaceae. The record is from RefSeq and is a predicted model, not a curated record. The transcript has a single exon. Gene Ontology annotation, biological process: monosaccharide transmembrane transport. Gene Ontology annotation, molecular function: hexose transmembrane transporter activity. The annotation marks the transcript as partial. Gene Ontology annotation, cellular component: membrane.